Messenger RNA from Ochotona princeps (American pika), 1917 nucleotides. Its product is annotated as signal recognition particle receptor subunit alpha-like. Gene Ontology annotation, cellular component: endoplasmic reticulum membrane; signal recognition particle receptor complex. Gene Ontology annotation, molecular function: GTPase activity; signal recognition particle binding; GTP binding. NCBI's taxonomy places the organism in Eukaryota, Metazoa, Chordata, Mammalia, Lagomorpha, Ochotonidae. Gene Ontology annotation, biological process: SRP-dependent cotranslational protein targeting to membrane. The record is from RefSeq and is a predicted model, not a curated record.
CUGCCCAUGACAGCCAUGCUCGACUUCUUCACUAUCUUCUCCAAGGGCGGGCUUGUGCUCUGCUGCUUCCAGGGCGUGAGCGACUCAUGCACUGGACCCGUGAAUGCGCUGAUUCGCUCGGUCCUGCUGCAGGAACGGGGAGGUGACAAUUCUUUCACCCAUGAGGCACUCACUCUCAAGUAUAAACUAGACAACCAAUUUGAGCUGGUGUUUGUGGUUGGUUUUCAGAAGAUCCUAACGCUGACGUCUGUAGACAAACUGAUUGGUGAUGUGCACUGGCUUUUCCGAGACAAGGACCACAGGGAGAUCCAGCAGCACAGUGGCCCGAGUCUACUGAAUGGCACCUUUGACUUCCAGAAUGACUUUCUGUGGCUUCUUCGGGAAGUGGAGGACAGCAGUAAGAUCCGCGUUCCUGCUACCAAGAAGAAAUUUGAAGAUUCUGAAAAGGCCCAAAAACCUGUGAGAUCCAUGAUUGAGACACGGGGGGAGAAGCCCAAAGAGAAAGUAAAGAACAAAAAAUAUGGGACCUAAAAGGAAGGUUCUGAUGGCUCUUUGGCCACCAAUAAAGCAGUCCCAGUGGACAAGUCGGGUCUCCCAGUGGGGCCAGAGAAUGGAGUGGAACUUUCCAAAGAGGAACUGAUAAGCAGGAAGAGAGAGGAUUUCAUCCAGAAGCAUGGGAGGGGUAUGGAGAAGUCGAGCAAGUCCAAGUCAGAUGCUCCAAAGGAGAAGGGCCAAAAGGCACCCAAGGUGUGGGAACUUGGUGGCUAUGUUAACAAGGAAGUCCUGGAUUACAGUCCUCCUAACAACAACGGAACCCCUGAGGCUGCCCCCUUGUCUGAGGACAUCAACUUGAUUGGAGGGACUGGGCCUGGGGGGCAGCUUCAGGAUCUGGACUGCAGCAGCUCAGAUGAUGAAGGGGUCUCUCAGAACUCCACCAAACUGAGUGCUACCAAGGGGACUCUGGGUGGCAUGUUUGGGAUGCUGAAGGGCCUUGUGGGUUCCAAGAGCUUGAGUCGCAAAGACAUGGAAUCUGUACUGGACAAGAUUCGUGACCAUCUUAUUGCUAAGAAUGUGGCUGCAGACAUUGCUGUCCAGCUCUGUGAAUCUGUUGCCAACAAGCUGGAAGGGAAGAUGAUGGGGACAUUCAGCACGGUGACUUCCACAGUAAAGCAAGCAUUACAGGAGUCCCUGGUGCAGAUCCUGCAGCCACAGCACCGCGUGGACAUGCUGAGGGACAUAAUGGAUGCCCAGGGUUGCCAGCGCCCUUAAGUUGUGAAUUUCUGUGGUGUGAGCAGAGUGGAGAAGUCUACCAGUCUUGCCAAGAUUUCUUUCUGGCUAUUAGAAAAUGGCUUCAGUGUGCUUAUAGCUGCCUGUGACACAUUUCUUGCUGGGGCUGUAGAGCAGCUGCAUACACAUACUUGGCAUCUGAGUGCCCUACACCACCCGGAGAAGCAUAGUGGUCGCACUAUGGUGCAGUUGUUUGAAAAGGGUUAUGGCAAGGAUGCUGCUGGCAUUGCCAUGGAAGCCAUUGCCUUUGCACGUAACCUAGGCUUUGAUGUGGUGCUGGUGGACAUGGCUGGCCGCAUGCAAGACAAUGCCCCUCUGAUGACUGCCAUGGCCAAAUUCAUAACUGUCAAUACACCUGACCUGGUGCUGUUUGUGGGGGAGGCCUUAGUAGGCAAUGAAGCCGUGGACCAGCUGGUGAAGUUCAACAGAGCUUUGGCUGACCAUUCAAUGGCUCAAACACCUCGGCUAAUUGAUGGCAUUGUCCUCACCAAAUUUGACACCACUGAUGACAAGGUGGGAGCUGCUAUUUCUCUGACAUACAUCACAAGAAAAUCCAUCGUCUUUGUGGGCAUUGGCCAGACCUACUGUGACCUACGCAGUCUAAACGCCAAGGCCUUCAUGAAGGCUUAA